AUGAACCUGGACUCGUUAUCUUUUACUUUAACACAAAUAAAUUAUUUAAUUGUAAAUUUAAAUAAGAAAAAUUAUCGCGACAGUACCGAGGAAAUAUCAGUCUUAGUACGGUGGAAAGGUCUAGAGGCAGACAGACAUUUGUUGCGCUGUUUGUUCUCGCACAUUGACUUUUCUACAGGAGAAACGCCAAACACUAGCUCCAAGGAUUAUUAUCAAGUUCAAUUGCUCAAACAAGAGUGUACAAAUAUCCUUGGAAAACCGUCGUUGGUCUCAAAUCUUUGUUACGCUAUUGACCAUCCUCUCCAUCAUCAAAAGACUUUGAAACCAUCGCUGAAAUUUUUUCUUCACUUACGACGAGUACUCAGUUUAACUCUCGUCCAAGAAAUUGUUUUUGCCAUUGCAUUACAGCACUCAGAAAACGCCGAGUUGAGAUCAUUGGCACUUGAAGAAGUUAAAAAACAACUUCCAGACUUGAUAAAUAAUUACAUACAGUCAGCAGACAGUACUGGCAACAAGCAACAGGAGGACGGGCUUCACGAUUCCUCGCCGGAAGUCUUACAUUUGAUACUCAUUGAAACAUUGAAAGAUCAAAAUUCUUACGGGCUUUCGUUGGAGACUAAAGAAAAAUUUUUGAAAAAUUUGAAACGUGAUUUUCCCCGUGAACUGGUACCAGUGGUGCUAGCACCACUAUUAUAUCCAGGAGACGGGGAAAUUACUCACGACGCCAACUCGUUAGUCGAGUUGAUAAUGGAAUUGGGCUAUGGAUUUACCAACAAUGUAGAAGACUGUCGCGCAGCCUUAACUGGCUUAGGAGCGCGAGAAAUAUCUCCAUUGGCUGCAGCACGCGUCCUGGCUCAUAUGGCACGAACAUACAGUGGGUUAGACGACGCUGGUGGCUUGCAGUCAUUUUGGAGUAUUUCAUCGAACAAUGCUGACGGUAACAAAGAUAAAUCAGACGGUAAUCCAUCAAGUACAUGGAAUGUUGAAGUAUUUGUACAGACAUUAAAAGAAAUUCAGUCAACAUUAUCAUGGAAUGAAGUGAUUGUUAAAUUAGAUCAUCCCGAUUUUCACAUUAAAAAUCGCCAAAGUUUGAAUCUUUUGAUAACUGGUCUAAGACUUGGAUUACAAUUACAAGGUUUUCCAUUGGAUGUAUUUCCAGUUGAGUUAUUUUAUCGUCAUUGGGACAAUGUCGAGGGACAAUUUUCUUUGAUACAGCAAAUUUUGAAAAAUCCCGAUGUAUUUUGUUUCGCUGACUAUCCCUAUCAUUCGGUGACAGUAGAUGUACUGAAAGCAGCACCGGAAGGCGACAGCAAAGAAUCCCAAACUUGGCGAUCACUUAAUGUAGUAGAGCUGUUACUUCAUAUGGCUGAACGCGGACUCAAUGGACCUGUACAAGAUAUAUUUAAAUGGCCGAUCCAACACUGUCCGGAUGUACUUGUUUUAGCGUUACUCCAAAUUAACCCACCGAUUACAAUGUUACGGCAAGAAUUGCUGAGCACUUUAAUGCCAAUAUUUUUAGGCAAUCACCCGAAUUCGGCAGUUAUUUUACACCACGCUUGGCAUGCCAAUAAUUUAAAAAUAAAGUCGAUAAUAAUGCACGCAAUGGCUGACUGGUAUUUACGCGGUGAUAAUGAUCAGACAAGAUUAUCUCGAAUUUUAGACGUAGCUCAAGACCUAAAAGCUUUAUCAGCAUUAUUAAAGGCACAAAGUUUUCCAUUUGUAAUCGAUCUUGCUUGUUUGGCAUCACGACGAGAGUACUUGAAACUGGAAAAGUGGCUCGGAGACAAAAUACGUGACCACGGUGAAAUAUUCAUCGCAGCAUGUGUUAAAUUUUUACAACGAAGAUGCCCACAAGUGAUGGGACCGGGUAUUAAAGAAGACACAACCAUCCCCAAGGCCAGUCAACUGCCUCAAGAAACUUUGACAACUAUUCUAAUGGUCCUGCAACCUUGCACUGCAAGUCUGUCCCAAGAACUAGCUGAUACCAUAAUUACGAUGAUCGGAAACUGCAGUAUGAUGUUGAAGACUAAUUUAAACAGACCACCGCCUCCAGGAGUAAUGCGUCAUCCCGCAUUAGACGUAUUUAAUCCAGUUAAAUUGGCAGCUCCAUUGUUUCCAACGAAACCUAUUGACACUCUGGGUAACUUGAGCACUAAUUUAGCUUCAAUGGGUAUCGGAUCUGGUCUAGGACCGCCUAGUACCUCAGCUUUUAAUUUACCCGGUGCUUUAGGUCCUCUGGUAUCUGCACCAGGAUCUCCCUCGAGGCUAAUGGGUCCAUCGCCAAAUCCUUUUCCAAUGAUGCCAAUGUCUUCGCAAAUUCAUUCUGGACCAGUCGGUACUCAGAGCACUGCUGUGAUACCCGGUGCUGCGUCAAUAGGCGGUAAUGGACGUUUAGGCCCGCCGGCGAAUAUUGAAAAGACUAGAAUACCUGAAAUAUCAAAUUUAUUCCCCGAUAUGCCGCAAAUAGUGUCCAAAGACAUUGAAGAUGAAGCCAACAGUUAUUUUAUGGGUAUUUACAAUCAUUCACCUCAUCAGACUUUGUCAAUCGAUGAGGUGCUUGAUAUAUUAAAAAAAUUUCAGAAUUCUACUAUAAAACGCGAGCAUGAUGUAUUUCAGUGUAUAUUACGUAAUUUAUUAGAAGAAUAUCGAUUCUUUCCGCAGUAUCCUGAAAAGGAACUUCAUAUCACUGCUCAAUUAUUCGGCGGGAUUAUUGAUCGUGGAUUGGUAAAUAAUUACAUGACACUGGGAAUAGCGCUUAGGUUUGUUUUAGAUGCUCUGAGAAAACCAGAAGGCACUAAAAUGUAUUUCUUUGGCUUAGCAGCUCUUGACAGAUUCAAAAGCCGUUUAAAAGAAUAUUCAACUUAUUGCGAACAUGUAAGAGCUAUUCAUCAUUUUCUUGAGUUUCCAUCUCACUUAGUUGAGUACAUUGAAUUUGGAUUGAGCGGGCAAGAGCCGCCUCAUAAGCCUCAAGGACCUAUUUACCCAAAAUCACAUCCUCUUAUGAUGAACCAGGCUACCACUGCUUACAAAUCCAUAACUACAACGACCGCUACGAGCAACACGCAGUCAAAACCAUCCACUACGCCAACAACUUCGAUGUCUGCUCGGCCUUCUAUUGCAAAUGCAACAAACAUCGAUACACUGCUCGUGGCUACUGAUAAAGAAGAAAUGAAAAUAACAGUACCGCCAGAAACAAUGCAAGACAAAACUGCAUUCAUUUUUAAUAAUUUGAGUCAGAUUAAUUUACAAGCUAAGUGCGAUGAAAUACGUGAAAUUGUCACUGAAGAAUUCUGGCCUUGGAUUGCUCAGUACUUGGUUAUGAAACGGGCGAGUAUUGAAUUAAAUUUUCAUGUACUGUAUUCAAAUUUUUUGGAUUAUCUUAAAGUACCAGAAGUUAAUAGAUUGGUAACGAGAGAGACUUUUAGGAAUAUUAAAGUUUUAUUACGCAGUGAUAAGGGUAUUGCCAAUUUUUCUGACCGUUCUUUGCUGAAAAAUCUCGGACAUUGGCUUGGUAUGCUAACACUUGGAAGAAAUAAACCAAUUCUACAAGUUGACAUUGAUUUAAAAAGCUUAUUAGUAGAAGCGUAUAAUAAAGGUCAGCAAGAAUUGUUGUACGUCGUGCCCUUUGUCGCUAAAGUUUUAGAAAGCUGUGCCAAGAGUCGUGUUUUUCGGCCGCCAAACCCUUGGACCAUGUCUAUAAUGAAUGUCCUCGCUGAGUUGCACCAGGAGCCAGAUUUGAAGCUGAAUCUCAAAUUUGAAAUCGAGGUUUUGUGUAAAAAUCUUAGUAUUGAUGUUUCGGAAUUGAAACCUGUGAUUUAUUUGAAGGAUCCUGAGAAGAUAAGGAGUAUUGAGUACCAACUGUCUCAACCUAAUAAAAAAUCUGAGGCGUCUCAUUCUGCUCAACAACAGCAGCAACAACAGCAACAUCAACAACAACAACAGCAGGCUCAACAACAGGCUCAACAACAAGCGCAACAACAAGCGCAACAACAAGCCCAGCAACAAGCCCAGCAGCAGCAGCAGCAGCAACAACAACAACAACAACAGCAGCAGCAAGCACAGCAGCAACAACAACAGCAGCAGCAACAACAACAACAACAGCAACAAUUGGCUCAACAACAGUCACAACAACAACAGCAGCAGCAACAACAACAGUCGUCUCAACAAAAUACAAUGGAAGAAUUGGUCGGAUCUUCAGCACCUGGUGUUAUUUCUCAGCCUCAGCCGGCUAAUACAACUCCAUCUCUUCCUACCGGUCCUCCAGAGCCCCGAUUUAAUUACAUGGACAUCAAUGUAUCCAAUGUAGCCAACGUUGCUCAACAUAUAACUGUCAACAAUCAGCUUCCGCUUUUGCAAGCGAGUCCACACUUGAAACAAUUCAUCCGGCCUUCUAUCGAGCGCGCAAUUCAAGAAUGGAUUCAUCCUGUUGUAGAUCGUUCUAUUAAAAUAGCUCUUACCACCAGUGAGCAGAUUGCUAGAAAAGAUUUCGCUCUAGAUCCUGAUGAAACCAGAAUGCGUCAAGCUGCGCGUCAUAUGGUAAGGAAUUUAGUCGCUGGGAUGGCGAUGAUUACUUGCCGAGAUCAAAUAUUGGCGUCUAUUAGCACAAACUUGAAGCAGGCAUUUUUGGCAGCACUGAUGGGCUCUACCCAACAACAAAAAGAUCUCGUAGAACAGGCAGCUAAUGUCCUUGCUGGUGAUAAUAUGGAAUUGGCUUGUGCUUUCGUCCAAAAAACGGCUAUUGAAAAAGCGAUGCCGGAAAUGGACAAACGGCUGUUGAAUGAAAUUGAGCUCAGAAAAAUAGCUCGUCAAGAGGGACGUCGUUACUUUGAUCCUGUGGCUAAAUACCAAGCCGAGCGUAUGCCGGAACAAAUUCGCUUGAAAGCCGGAGGAGUAACUCCUCAGCAAAUGGCUGUCUAUGAAGAAUUUGCGAGAAAUAUUCCCGGAUUUUUGCCGCUGUCUGAGCGUGAAACUCAAGCUCUGUUUAUACCCAAGCCGAUAAGCGAGCCGACAGCAGUGACAGCUUUCGCUUCAAAUCCCGCUGUAACAUUACCAACACAACAAGUCGCUGUGUAUGCAAACGCAGCUGUCAACAACGACGAAGUUGGUACAAUGCUCGAGAAGCUUGGCAGUGAAGUUGAAUUACUUCUCACGAGUACAGCUGCCCCGCCACAACAACUCACAGGCCUCCAUGCGCUUCUGGAGUCUAUAAUCCUCACCAGAAGGUCUCGUGACGCCGGUGCUGCAAUGGCUCUCUUAAAAAGAGCUGUUGAUGGACUUUUAGAGAGCCCCUCAGCUUCAAGCAGUACCAUAGAGUCAGAAUUAAUUCUCCGUUAUCGUGAAUUGCAUCUUAGAAUUCUAAAAUGCCUCCAAGACCCACGUGCUUACGGCUUACAAUGGACAAACAAAAAUGUAGCACGUGUAUGGGCCGACGGUAGAGAAGAAUGUCGUUUUAACUUCGAAGCCGUUGACUGUCUCAUCAGGUCACACUUGAUAAGCCUUCCUCAACUCGACGGGGCACUGGCUCAGGCUAUGGAAGGAGGCAUUGCAAUGGCCGUAGCCUUCGCCAUGCAGCUAGUCCAGGUCUACUUGAUCGACGAAAGACAAACCACCCACGUAAAUGAAUCAGACUUGUACAAUGUCCUUGAAUCUUUAGCAAGAAUGGCUCAUCAUCGCGCAACACCCGACGGCAUCUCUGUAUUCCGUCUCACCAGUGUCAUGGAAUCUCUCCGUGCUAAUCAUGAAUCAGGUGUACUAGCUGACCGCUCAUCCGUGGGACCAACUGCCCACAUUCACUCGGGAAUCUCCCAAGUCAGAGCCCGUGAUUUUGACGACCCACCAGGACUGAUGGAAAAAACGGAGUAUCUGUUGCGCGAGUGGGUAACAAUGCAUCACAGUCCCAACAACUCGCGAGACCCCACCAAAGCAUUUGGUCUAUUUGUCCAUCAGAUGAACAUCCACGGUAUCUUAAAGACAGACGACCUAAUCACCCGCUUCUUCAAGCUGAGCACACAAAUGUGCGUGGAUCUUUGCUACCGUGCGCUAGCUGAGUCUAAUUUAGCGGUAUCGGCUGUAAGAGCCAAGUGUUUUUUGACUCUUGAUGCUUUUGUCAAGCUCGUAGCACUCCUGGUCAAGCAUUCUGGAGACACCUCAAACACUCACACUAAAAUAAACCUGCUUAACAAAGUGCUGGGUAUUGUAGCUGGUGUUCUUCUGCAAGAUCAUGAAAUGCGUAGUACUGAUUUUCAACAAUUGCCGUAUCAUCGCAUUUUUAUUAUGCUAUUUUUGGAACUGUGUGCUCCAGAACCCGUCCUAGAGGCUGUUAAUUAUCAAGUACUCACUGCAUUUUGUCACACUCUUCACAUAUUGCGUCCAGCCAAGGCUUCAGGGUUCUGCUACGCGUGGCUAGAACUCGUGUCUCACCGAGUUUUUAUUGGACGUAUGCUUGCGAUUACUCCUCAGCAAAAAUGUUGGGGCAUGUAUGCACAAUUGCUGAUUGAUUUGUUUAGAUAUCUGGCUCCGUAUUUGCGCAACGCUGAACUAGCCAAGCCAGUACUGUUUCUUUACAAAGGAACUCUUCGAGUUUUGUUGGUACUGUUGCACGAUUUUCCGGAAUUCCUUUGUGAUUAUCACUACGGAUUCUGCGAUGCGAUACCGCCCAACUGUAUCCAGAUGAGAAAUUUAAUUCUCAGCGCAUUCCCGAGAAACAUGCGGCUUCCAGACCCGUUUACUCCUAACCUGAAGGUCGAUAUGCUGCAAGAGAUAGCACAUGCUCCGAGAGUACUCACAAACUUUGCGUCGAUAAUUCAGCCGCUUAGUUUUAAAAAGGAACUUGAUUCUUAUCUCAAGGCUCGAGCACCUGUCACCUUCCUGUCGGAGUUGAGAAGCAACUUACAGGUGUCCCAAGAAGCUGGAAUGCGGUACAACAUACCCCUGAUGAACGCGCUGGUUUUGUACGUGGGAACUCAAGCGAUUGCUUUCAUUCGUAACAAAGGACACACACCGAAUAUGUCGACUAUCGCUCAUUCUGCUCACAUGGACAUCUUCCAAAAUCUCGCUGUUGAUCUUGAUACUGAAGGACGGUACUUGUUCUUGAACGCUAUUGCUAAUCAGCUACGUUAUCCUAACAGUCAUACGCAUUACUUCAGUUGUACAUUGUUGUAUUUGUUUGCUGAAGCUAAUACUGAAGCUAUUCAGGAACAAAUUACUAGAGUGCUUUUGGAGAGAUUGAUCGUCAACAGACCACAUCCUUGGGGCUUACUUAUUACUUUUAUUGAGCUUAUUAAAAAUCCUACGUAUAAAUUUUGGACUCAUGAAUUUGUUCAUUGUGCACCCGAAAUUGAAAAAUUAUUUGAGUCUGUUGCGAGAUCAUGUAUGGUUCAAAAACAAGUACUAUCAACACAAUCAACACAAGAACCAGAAUUGCCAGAGUGA
Molecule: messenger RNA, 7431 nt
Organism: Cotesia congregata
Lineage: Eukaryota; Metazoa; Arthropoda; Insecta; Hymenoptera; Braconidae
Source: the annotation of a GenBank genome assembly